AUGAAUACAAAUAUGCUUCAAGGUAUCAUAGUUAAAUACUAUGAUAAGUUAGAAAUUGAAUCAAUGAAUCGUAAACGACAACGUAUCAACAUAACUAAUUUUUGGACAGAGAAAAAAAAUGAAAUUUAUUCUUUAAUUCAGGAUCAAUUAGUAAACAUAGCUGAAAGUCAACGAUUAGUGAGUGAUAAAAUUCCAACAGCUCAAUUACAAAAUGAAUAUGCAUCAUAUGAUAAAAUUUAUCAAGAUAAAAUAGCAGAAUUAAUGAAAACAUAUAAAUAUAUUCGACGUAUACAUAGUGAUGGAAAUGGUUUUUAUCGUGCAUUUACAUUUGGUUUAUCUUAA
Molecule: messenger RNA, 342 nt
Organism: Rotaria sordida
Lineage: Eukaryota; Metazoa; Rotifera; Eurotatoria; Philodinida; Philodinidae
Source: the annotation of a GenBank genome assembly